Messenger RNA from Drosophila navojoa, 1216 nucleotides. RefSeq names its product tRNA splicing endonuclease subunit 34 (gene Tsen34). Gene Ontology annotation, molecular function: tRNA-intron lyase activity; nucleic acid binding. Gene Ontology annotation, cellular component: tRNA-intron endonuclease complex. Gene Ontology annotation, biological process: tRNA-type intron splice site recognition and cleavage; tRNA splicing, via endonucleolytic cleavage and ligation. Lineage: Eukaryota; Metazoa; Arthropoda; Insecta; Diptera; Drosophilidae. The record is from RefSeq and is a predicted model, not a curated record.
UCUAUACUAUGUUAAGUUUGUCAUUUUUGUUCUUAAAGAAACGGGGAAAAUAUUACAAAAUGUAUUUAACUUUGUUAAAUGGCACCGGCUAUGUUUUCGAUUUGGAUGAUUACAUGGAGCUGCGCAUGAAAUACCGCAUUGUGGGCGCUCUUGUGGGAACGGCCAACAGCAAAGGUUGGAGCUCCAGUGAAGCAGCUCUUCCCGUAGAGCUAACUAAGUGCGAGACGCAGCUGCUCAUUGAUGAAGGCUUGGCCAUCCUGGUCAGCAAAGCCGCAUGCUUAAUGAAAUCUCCGACUCCAGAAAUCUUGCAGGAAUAUCAAGAAGAUUUCGCGGCACGCCUAAUGGCGCAAGCAGAUGCUUUGAAGGCGGAAAAGCUGCGGGAAACCGAACGCCAUGUUGACAAAAUCCUCAGCGGCAAGCGCAACAAGUUGUUGAAGCAGGGGAAAUCGGAUGAGGCUGCUGCACUAAUGCCCCAGAGCGUGAUCCAAGAAGUCGCAAAUAAUUUCGAGUUCGAUCAUCAAAAUGCGCUCGUGGAGCUGCCUUGUCCGCAUCUGGAUAAGCACACUGCCCAACUAUGGACUACUCCGAUUUGCGACCGCGACUCGCUUAAAUAUCGGGUUUUUCGGGAUCUCUGGAGCCGUGGCAAGUUCGUUACUUGUGGCGAUGCCUUUGGCGCCGACUUCUUAAUAUAUCCCGGAGAUCCUCUGCUCUACCACGCCUCCCACAUUGUCAUCAUCCAGUCAUCCCCUGCAAUACGUCCCCUGGAGCUGAUUUCCAAGGUCCGCUUGUCAGUCAUUGCCAAUAAGAACUGUGUGUUUGCCUAUGAGGCAGCUGAAGGAAAGACCGUCGUUUACCAAACAGUCGCCUGGUGCAAUCCCAGCAAAUAGUUAAGCAAUCUACAGAGUAUUGGACGCACCAUGGAUAGAACUCUCCCUGGUAUUUUCUCUCUCCCCGCUGGCAGCGAGUCCGCAACAACGCAUUGCUCGUUUCUGCUCUUAAGCGGGACUUGAUCUGCAUAAAAAUAGGGUCGAGCUGUGUUUGGGAGUGUGUCACAGAAACAGGUGAUUGCCUGAAACUGGCGCUCGAAGAGUAUCUGUAUUUCGUAAGAGCGAACCGGCAUCUCUCAGGAUCUUUCGAUUAUGGAAUAUUUAUAGCCAUUCAUAAGUACUUAUCAAAAUAACGAUCACAGCGGAAUUAGUAUCACCUCUACAUUAUU